GGAGCCUUCUGUUUUCUUUUGUCAGGAGCGUGGCAUGAUAUAUCACAAAAGUCCCGGACCCCCCAUGCAGCAUCCACCCGUGAACGAUUGAUUUCUUGCAGGAUGGCGACGAUCGCCCUUGCGCCACGAGAGACGCCCUCUGAGGGCAGUCGAGCCCCCCAUAUCCUCUCCAUCGUUGGUGCGUUGACCGGUCUGUCGGCCUUGUUGGUCUUCCUGCGUUGCUACGUGCGGCUGUUCAUUCUGCGAAAGUUCCAUCUGGAGGAUGGGUUUAUGAUUGCAUCUCUAGCCUGCGCAGUUGGUCUCCUGGGCUGCUUCGUCGGUGAAUCGCAUCAUGGCGUUGGCAGCUGGUCCAAGGACAUCAGUCCGGCAGAUUCGGCAAAGCUGGACGAAUUUAUGUUCUACCAUGCCAUCGUAAUCGUGCUGGGCAUCAGUCUGGUGAAAAUCUCGAUCGGGUUCUUCUUGUUACGCUUCACCUCGCAGAACAGGAUCCUGAAGUGGUUCAUCGUUGGCACCUUGGUCUUCCUGGCCUUGUUCACCAUUGCAUGCAUUCUCGCAUUGGUCUUUCAGUGCUGGCCGGUUGAGGCAGCAUGGGAUGUCGAGUUGAAAAAGACAGGGAAGUGCUAUUCAGUCGACGCGUACCUACGCAUCGGCCAAUUCAACAGCGCCAUUAACAUCAUUACCGAUUUUAUCUUCGCCACCCUCCCGGUGUUUAUGUUCGCCCAGAUUCAAGUGAACAAGCGGACUAAGCUGUCGGUGAUGGGUAUUUUGAGCUUGGGAUACUUUGCCUGUGCCGCGGGAAUCGUCAAGACAGUCCUUCAGAGUCGAGUAUUUGGAGACACGGAGUCUUACCGUGAGAGUCAAUACCUAAUUUGGAACUUCGUCGAACUCGCCGUAGGAAUCAUCGCCGCCUCCUUCCCAACGAUCAAACCCCUCGUGAAAUCCUUCAUUGGCAGCACCAUCAGUCUGACCAGCGGCCGCCGCACCAAACGCACCGGCCACGGCUACGGAUACCACAACCAGUCCGGAUACGCGAUGCAUUCGAUGUCACGCAGUCACCCCGACCGAGAAGACCAGAAAUACGCCGUCCACAUCGGAUCCGUGGCCGACCGAACGUCCGGGUCGAGCGAGGAGAACCUCACCGCAAAGCCCAGCGCGCCGUCGUUUCCGCCGCAUAUCAUGCAGACGACGGAGGUGACGGUGCAGAGCGAGGAGGCAGCCGACAUGAACGGGCGAAUGGGACCCAAGUGGACGGUCGACGACCGCAUAUAAACAUCUCUGGGUUUCCUGGGUUACGGACUGUAUGAUAAUUGGACUGGGAUAGAUGGGCUGAAGGCGACGGAGUUCAUGUUGUCACUGAAUUGGUUUCAAAAAAUCUUGU
Messenger RNA from Aspergillus steynii IBT 23096, 1378 nucleotides. RefSeq lists its product as uncharacterized. The transcript is spliced from 7 exons. Lineage: Eukaryota; Fungi; Ascomycota; Eurotiomycetes; Eurotiales; Aspergillaceae. The coding region runs from base 103 to 1269 and encodes 388 amino acids. The record is from RefSeq and is a predicted model, not a curated record.